This is a messenger RNA of Glycine soja, 1802 nucleotides long. Its product is annotated as putative F-box/LRR-repeat protein At5g54820. The record is from RefSeq and is a predicted model, not a curated record. NCBI's taxonomy places the organism in Eukaryota, Viridiplantae, Streptophyta, Magnoliopsida, Fabales, Fabaceae. The coding region runs from base 86 to 1669 and encodes 527 amino acids. Gene Ontology annotation, molecular function: protein binding. The transcript is spliced from 6 exons.
CUAUAUAUAUUUCCCCCCAAAGAUUGACUUCAAUAUUACAUCGAAACCUUGAUCUCAACCCCAUCACCAAAUCACCCUAUUAGCUAUGGAAAACAACACUGACAAGUUAUCCUCCUUGCCUGAACUUUUGUGUCUGUUCAUCAUUUCCUUGCUUCCAUUCAAGGAUGCCGUGAGGACGAGCAUUCUGUCCAAACAUUGGUUGCACAUAUGGAAAUAUUCACCUAAAAUAGAGUUUAGUGAAAAUUUUGAUGGAAAUUGUAUCGAUCGUUUUGAACCCUUCAGUUCCAUAAAAGCUCGGAGAAGUGCUUUCAUGAAAUUCAUAAAACUUUGGCUUGAUUUCCGAAAAGUAGGUGAGGUGGAAAAGUUUUCUUUGAAGUUCUCAAAGCCUAACAAUGAUCAUCGUGAGAUCAUAGAAGAGUGUGUCACCUUUGUCACCCAACAUGGGGUGAAGGAGUUGGAGCUAGAUUUCUCUGACCCCUUUUGGGAGGAGGAAGUGAUUCCAAACAAACGUAAGGCUUUGUUUGAAUUGCCAAAACUUGCGUAUGGGAACAAACCCAACAUUGAAUCACUGAAACUCUCUUCAUGUAGUUUUCGUGAAAAUUAUUUGAGUAAUUGGCAGGCACUUAAAGAAGUUACUUUCGGUUGGAUGGAAGUGACACUCGAUGCCAUGACAAUUGUGUUAUCCAAUUGUAAAAUGAUCGAGAGUUUAGUUUUGCACAAGUGUUGGAACUUGAGUCAUUUUGAAAUUGGCAGUGAAGCCUUGAGUCUAAAGAGGCUUGUUGUUGACAAGUGUUCUUUUCGAAAUGCUCUGUUCAAAGUCAGUGCCCCAAAUUUAUGCUUUUUCAAGUAUUUUGGGAAACUGUGUUUUUUUGAAAUGAAAAAUACCUUAGCCAUCGAAGAGGCACAUCUUCAUUUCUACCUUGGUUAUGACAAUGUUGGAACCGGUGCUAGGGUUAUGUAUGACCUGGUGAAAGAUCUCUAUAAUGCUAGGGUUCUGACUGUGAGCCCUUAUCUAAUUCAGGUUAUUCUUACGGGAGAAAAGAGACGUAUGGAACAUGACAUGAAUGCAAGACAUUUGAUACUGAGAAUGAACAUGCUCCGCUGUGAACUUCGUGCAGUCUCAUUCUUUCUCCUUAGCUGCCCAAUGUUAGAAUGCCUCACAUUUGAAUUAGGCUCAGAGAUUAUUUUACCAGAUUAUCAAGCAAUGUGGAUAGACAGUGAUGAAGAACAAGAUGAUCUACCACUGUGGAUUGACAGUGACGAAGACCAGGAUGAUCAAGCAAAGUGGAUGGACAAUGAUUUUGAGGAUUAUGAUGACGACGAUGAAGAUAACAUAGACGAUGAAGAUAACAUAUAUGAUGAUUACUGCAGAGAUUUUAUCAACAUGGUUGAUAAUCAAAUCAAGGGGAUGAAAAAUCUAAUCAACUAUAAUUGUUUGGAAUCAUCUUUAAAGCUAGUGGAGGUGAAGGAUUUUGUAGGGUCCAAGAACGGGCUUGUUUUUCUAUGCUAUCUUAUCCGUUAUGGGAAGGUCUUGAAAAAUGUUAGCAUCAACGUGUUAAAGACAGAGCUUGAAGGUAAUAGCAAUGUGGCAUUUUACCGUACAAUAGAAGAAUACUUGAUGACCACUCCUAGGGCUUCAAGUAAUUUGCAGAUAUCAAUAUGUUAUUGAGUUGUGAGAGAGUGCAUUGUCAAAAUGCUUCUUAAUAAUUUGUUUCCCAUGCAUAUUUGGUCUUUAAGAUCAUAUGCUUUGACUUGUUUUGAGAAGUCAUAAAUAACUCUAAAUAUUGUUCUAUGUUGGAUUA